AAUAUCAUUUAUGUUUUGCAUGUGUCGUGUGUGGUGUGUGAGGGAGCGUAAGUAUAUGCCUAAUGCGUAUAUAUGUAUAUGUAUAUGGGAUCAUUCCACACUCAGUACGGUCCACCAUUUAUUAGUUAUCCUGUGAUUUUAUUUAAGUCUAAAUGUUACAUAUUACAUAUUGUUGAGUUAAUGGAUUUAGACGUUUUUGAUGAUGAGGUGGAGGAAGAAGGUGUUAUUGGUGAAGAGGAAGAAUAUGAUGAUUUUGAAGAGGAUAACGAUGGUCAACUGGCAAAUAUCCAGCAUCAGCGAGCCGAAACAUUUAUAAUUUUACCUGGUGUUAGGUUAAAUUCUACAGUCAUUAUGGAUAACCUGAAUUAUAGAUAUUAUAAAAAUGGGGCAAGGAAUGAUAAAACAUAUUUAGAGUGUGAAAAUCAAAAAAAUGUUGCUGUACAUUGUCCAUCAACAGCUUGGGUCAGGACUACAGAUAUAAAAAAAGGGAAUGGUGAUAUAAUGACUCGGCUUCAACACAACCAUUUUCCUCCGAAUAUUGACAUUCCAAUGGUCCACUUAAGAAGAUCUAUUGGUCUGGCUGGAACAAGUACCGGUAAUUUGGCUACUUCCAUCAGACAAAUUUAUAACCGAGAAGUUGUGUUAAAUCCAGAAGGUGCACAAAACUACACACAUUUACGGUUUUGUCUUAAUAAAAUGCGACGUCGUCGUCGUCCAAAAAAUCCAACCACUAUUGAUCAGUUAGCAGAUAUCUUGAUUGAUGCUUCAACAUCUACAUCAUAUAUAUCAACAUUGCAGCGCCCUUCUUCAAUGUUCAUGAAAUAA
Acyrthosiphon pisum (pea aphid) is the source of this 825-nucleotide messenger RNA. RefSeq lists its product as uncharacterized. The transcript has 4 exons. Bases 73 to 825 code for a protein of 250 amino acids. Lineage: Eukaryota; Metazoa; Arthropoda; Insecta; Hemiptera; Aphididae. The record is from RefSeq and is a predicted model, not a curated record.